This is a messenger RNA of Aspergillus chevalieri, 1392 nucleotides long. It is a transcript of the gene nuf2, whose product is annotated as kinetochore-associated Ndc80 complex subunit NUF2. Bases 1 to 1392 code for a protein of 463 amino acids. Gene Ontology annotation, biological process: attachment of mitotic spindle microtubules to kinetochore; mitotic spindle organization; meiotic chromosome segregation. Gene Ontology annotation, cellular component: kinetochore; Ndc80 complex. NCBI's taxonomy places the organism in Eukaryota, Fungi, Ascomycota, Eurotiomycetes, Eurotiales, Aspergillaceae. The transcript has 4 exons. Gene Ontology annotation, molecular function: protein-containing complex binding. The record is from RefSeq and is a predicted model, not a curated record.
AUGGCGUAUAACAAUCGAAUGAGCCAGCAGUUCAACAGAAACCAGCAACAGCAGGGCAGAGGUCGCAAGAAGGAGGAUGAGAACGAUGCGUUGAUGCGCCUGCCCGAUAAAGAAAUUGCAGGAUGUAUCAACGAUAUCGGGAUCCCGUUUAACACGGCUGACCUGGUUAAGCCGAAUCCGCAACAAAUCCAGAUGGUGAUGGAAUGGUUUGCAGAGCUCCUGAUGAACGUCACUCGCGAGACAGUUGAGCCUGCUAUGCGCGCAGCGGCGGACGACGUUGGCGGUGAUUAUCCGGACCUUGUCCCCAAUGAUACGCGAAAUCUCAUGGGUUUCUUUAUUAGCUUACGGAGACUGAUGAUGGAGUGUGGUGUCAACGAUUUCACAUUUUCGGACCUAACAAGACCUACGCAUGACCGACUCAUCAAGAUCUUCUCGUAUCUCAUCAAUUUCGUUAGAUUCCGCGAGUCGCAGACCGCCGUCAUCGAUGAACACUUCAACAAAUCGGAAAAGACAAAAGCGCGUAUUGACACCCUAUACAUGGAGAAUCAGGAAAUGGAGCAACGACUCGAGGAAAUGCGGCGAAAUCUCAAAGCCAACGAGGGGCAAGUAAAGGAGAAAGUCAGGCGAAACGAUGAGCUGAAAUCGCGGCUGCUCGAAUUGAGACGAAACCAAGAGCGGGUCGCGGAGGCUCUGGAACGAGCCAAGACCGACAAAGCAAGGCGUCAGACUUUGUUGGAAGAGAAGACCGAGAAGGUCGUGCGCAGUCGACAAGAAGUGGAGAAGCUCCGGCCGUAUGUUCUGGAGAGCCCGGCCACACUCCAGUCUUCGUUAGGCGAAUUGUCGGAGAACUUGAUGCGUGAUAAGGCUCAAAUAGAUUCCAUGGAGAAAAGAGCGCGAGCCCUGCAGACUUCGUCGGAUACAUUUACGGUUGUCGGGAACGAUGUGCAAGCAUGCGUCAAGCUGCUUGAGGACAUCGCCGUGGAGCUGCAGAAGGAGGAGGAUGAAGAAUCAAGAGCUUCACGAAAUAGGGAAGCCAUUUCGGAACGGGGGAACAAUGUUAGAGAAGUGGAGCAAACGGAGAAGUUGCUGCAGCGCCAACUUGCACGGUGGAAUGAGCGGAUCGAAGCAUUGCGCAAGAACGCCCAAGAGAAGGCAGAGGCGGCGCAAGCGCAGAUGGAGGAGCUCCGCAACGUCCAGAAGCAGCUCCGUGAAGAGCGUGCGGAGAAGCAACGUGACAUGGAGAGGAGAAGAAUCCGGAUAGAGCAGACAGAGAAGAAGAUGGCCGAUCUCAAAGAGAACAUCGAAAGUGAGAUUCAAGGUGCUCAUGAUCAAUAUCUGAAGCUGGAGUCGCACAUCAAGCUGUACAUCACGGAGAUGGAGAAAUGCCUGUAG